UCGUGGUGACGCAACGGGCCGUUAGGAAGCAUAAUGAAGCAGCUCUUCUUCACGCUGGUACCUUUUCUAGUUCUAUUAGCUUCAUCCGCUGUAAGCAGCACUCCUCAACUCCGCAACCCAUUUGAAGCGGUUCGAGGAUGCCUUCAGUACGAUACUGUGCCCGGCUACAACGAAACGCUGGAAUACUUUGCGACGGACAACUUCCGAUACGUCGGCCGCACGCACAACUCCAAGUACAUACGGGUGGGCAUGGUCGGUCCGACCGACGGUAUUAUACGCUUCGGCAAGUCGCGCUUUCCCUACGGCGAGAGUGUGUCCGAAAUUUGUCUUUCCGGCUGGGCGAAUCAAAACUCGGAAGUUAAUCGUCACACGCGCACCAGCAACAGUGAGUACGUGAAUACGCCGCUCAAGAUUCAGCUGACACCGAAUGUGCUGUCCAAAACGCGACCGAUGAUGUUUCGGCUCGAAGUGUUCGAUAAUGGUAACGUGCUGCUGACGAAGGAUGGCGAGAAGCGACCGUUUUUGGAGUUUAACGACAACCGGCAACGGUUGGAUCUGGAUUACAUUGCGUUUACCAAGUGGAACCACGAGCUGUUCUAUUACUACGACUGUCCGCUCGAUACGGAUGCGAACGGGGUGGACGAUACGGUGCUGCUGAAGUGUAGUUUGGCUUAA
Anopheles merus is the source of this 675-nucleotide messenger RNA. RefSeq lists its product as uncharacterized. The record is from RefSeq and is a predicted model, not a curated record. NCBI's taxonomy places the organism in Eukaryota, Metazoa, Arthropoda, Insecta, Diptera, Culicidae. The transcript has 3 exons. The coding region runs from base 34 to 675 and encodes 213 amino acids.